CGCGUGUGAGCUAGGUGGCGUCAUCGGGGACGGGGUCUAAUGUUACGUUCAGGUAUGCACACACAGGGAGACCCGUGUGAUCUGAAUACAGCGUGCAGGUGUCCAUGUAGCAGGCUUUAGCAGAUACGAACAACAGUACACUAUACACAUUAAACACGGCCACCAUGUCGACAUCGGAUACCCAGCAAUAUGAUGAGCAAAUGCCUUCUGAAAUUGAGGAAAGCUUGGGCGACCUGAUUGGCGAGAAGCCCAAGGUCCCGGAUGGAGGAUGGGGAUGGUGGUGCGUCCUUGGGCGGUUCUACAUCCACUUCCUCAUUAUUGGUACAAAGAGUGCUUUCGGCAUCAUCUAUAUUGAACUGAUCGACUAUUUCCAUGGCAACAGAGCUGAAACUGCGUGGGUGGGGUCCAUCGCGAGUGGACUCAUACUGCUGGUUGCACCACUGUCUGGGUGGAUGACGGAGCGCUAUGGGUGCCGUGUGCCGACCAUCAUUGGGUCAUGUGUCGCCGCUGUGGGGCUGUUUGCCAGCUGGUUCUCAAACAGCAUGACGUCACUGUGUGUAACCUACGGAUUAAUAACAGGAAUCGGCCUAGGUUUGACCUUCAUCCCAUCUGCCGUGAUUGUUCUCCACUACUUUGACAAGAAGCGGGGAUUUGCUUCUGCAGUUGGCUCGACUGGAGGGGGUAUUGGUGCGAUGGUCCUACCCCUGUUUUACAUCCACAUGUUUGAGGAAUACGGAUGGCGUGGCUCGCUCUGGAUACUUGCAGGUCUUGUAUUGAAUGGAGUGGUGUGUGGGGCCCUGUUUCGCCCUCCGACCUGGAUAAAAAAGCCGGAACCGAAAGAAGAAAAGCUUGACAAAGAUGCUGAAACCAAAGCUAUAAACAAAAGUUCCCAAGCAAAGGAAUUCUUCUCUGUGAUGAAAAACAUACGUUUUGUUUUGUUUGCUUUGGGGACAUUUUUCUGUAACGUCGGAUACGCCACACCCCUCGUCCACCUUCCCGAUAUGGCGUUGCAGAGAGGAUUCUCAAAGGCAAAUGUGGCGCUCCUUCUCUCCAUCAUGGGGAUCUCUGGCGUCCUUCUACGACUUCCUGUUGCCUGGGUGAGCGACUUCCGGUCAGUGAGUCGCCUGCUGAUCCACACGCUGUCGCUGCUGGUGUGUGGGGUGGCAACACUCAUCUGUCCCUUCCUGUACACCUACUUGGGGCUGGCCUUGUACGCAGCCGUACACGGAGGAUUCAUUGGCGUGUACGGGUCGUUUCUGAGUGUUUUGGUGGCAGACAUCCUCGGUGUGCGAGAUUCAAACAAAGGCUUCGCCGUUCUUGUCUUUUUCGGAGGUCUUCCGUCACUUUUCUCCUCACCACUUGCAGGAUGGAUGUACGACAGCACCAACUCGUACAUUACAAGUUUCUGUUUCGCUGGAUCAACAUUCCUCAUGUCUGGCCUCUUAACGCUCCUCGUUUUCCUCAUCGGAUUUUUCAAGAAACGUCAACGCUGACCCACUCGCAUUUUUUCACUCGAUCACUAAUAAAAUUGAGGUUCGUCCCUUGGGCAUGCCAGAAACGUGAGAUCUUGAGAGCUAGGCCCGAUUCGCUCCGAUAAUGUGUCUAAGUUUGUCAGUACCAUACCCGUGCUCGUGAGUUUCACCGAAGUGGUAAACGUCUGAGACCUGCUUCACUUCGGGCUUUCCUCCCACAUCAAGCUGACACUGGAAACGCCCAAGUCACCUACUUACUUGUGAUUACUCUUACACUAAUAUUGUUGUGUUGUAAUUGAUGUUAACAUUGCGUUGAGAUAUAUGUGAAAGUGUGUGAUAUGUUGAACGCUUUUUCUCAGCUUACUAGAAGCCUUUGAAGGCUACAUGUCAGCAUUAAAAGCCAGAUAUUUGCUUCUUAUGUUAUUCACAUGAAGUCGUCAUACAGUUGGAAUGUGGCGUUAAACAAGAAAAUAUACGCAUACACAGAAACAGGCACACCCAGACAAACA
Haliotis rufescens (red abalone) is the source of this 1981-nucleotide messenger RNA. RefSeq names its product monocarboxylate transporter 12-like. Bases 165 to 1493 code for a protein of 442 amino acids. NCBI's taxonomy places the organism in Eukaryota, Metazoa, Mollusca, Gastropoda, Lepetellida, Haliotidae. Gene Ontology annotation, molecular function: monocarboxylic acid transmembrane transporter activity. The transcript has 7 exons. The record is from RefSeq and is a predicted model, not a curated record. Gene Ontology annotation, biological process: monocarboxylic acid transport; transmembrane transport.